AUGACUGAACGUUGUCAAUUGCAGCAUUUAUCAUUACAAAAUAAUGAUAUGCCUAUUCAUAAAUCUAUACCAAUGGAAAAACUGGACUUUAUAGAAUUAAAUCUAGUUAAAAUUUUAUGUUAUCAAACUCCAAGUCGAUUCUAUGUUUAUCUUCGUCAAAAAUUAGAUAGUCAUGCAAAAUUCCAAAUAGAAUUACAACGUGCUAUGCAAAAUUAUCAAUCAAUAUCAAUACCUACACAACAAUAUCAACGUGAUCAAGCAGUUGCUGCACAAGAUAAUCAUGCUGUAUGGCAUCGUGCAACUAUAUUAGAUUUAAAUUUUAAUUUAAAAGAAGUUUGUGUAUAUUUUGUUGAUUUUGGUGAACAACAAACUAUUGCAUUAACAAAUAUCCGUUCAUUACCACAAGAAUUCACUCGUCAACCAGCAUUUGCCAUUCCAUGUCGUUUAUAUGACAUAUGUCCAUUAAAUGGAAAUGAACAUUCAACAUGGAAUUUAGAUGAUCCUGUACAUUAUGAAUGUAAAUCACUUAUGAGUGAUGUUAUGCAUUGUAAAGUCCUUGAUAUUAAGGAACAAAUUUGUUAUAUUAUUCAAGUUGACAUUCCUAAAGUGGGAGAUCUUGGAACAUUUCUUUUUCAGAAAAAUCUUGCAUCUCGUAUAAACAUGCAAACAUCUCAACCAACAAAUUAUAAUACAAAUCAAUCGCAACGAUCAUUUGGACGAGCACCACCUGGAUUUUCAGGUCCACCUUCAAUAGUCCAACAGCCAUCGCAACGAUUGACACCACAAAAUGAUUAUUAUACUAAUUCAACUAGUACAACUCAACAACCUCAAACUCAUGUAGUACAAAAACCGGUUGUUCAACAAGCUUCUAGUACAACGUCAUCCAUGGAUUCAUCAGCGGAGAUUCGUCCUCCAUUUCCACCUCAGAAUGGAAAUUUUAUCAUCACUCACGUAUAUAGUGCUCUUGAAUUCUACGGUUAUUCUCAACAGCGUACAAAGGAAUUAGAUUCACUUCAAAAACAUUUUGAAGAUGUGUAUAAUAAUAAUAAUGCAAACGAUCAAUCAAUAAGUGUUAGUCUGUUAUUCGAUGGUGAAGCAUGUGUAAUUCAACAAGGUGAUUUAUAUCAUCGUGCUAUAAUCAAACAUCGUGAAUCAGAAUCAAGAGUAUUAGUUAGACUUGUUGAUCGUGGUGAUGAAAUUAUUGUAGACACAUCAGAAUUAUUACAACUUGAUAAAAGAUAUUUAACCAUACCAGCAUUUGCACAAUUAUUUCGUUUACAUAAUUAUGAUGAAUCUUCUAGUACAGCUACUAUCACACGUAAAUUUAAAAAAAUGAUUCUUAAGCAAGUGGUUCAAAUUACUCUGCAAGGAGCUGCAAUAAAUGGAUUUUAUCCUGUUGAAGUUAGAGUAUCUGAUUUAUCAGUUAAUCAAGUUCUUCUUUCAAAUGAUACUAUUCCAGUGGUUGCACAGGCUAUUCAAUCACUUGAAAUACAUAAUACAAAAGUUCAACAGGAUAUGAAUGUACAACGAACAAAUGAUGAUUUACGUGCACCACAAAAAUUAUUAACAGGAGGAACACGUGCACAACCAGGUCGAUUUGCAGUAAAUCAACCUACUGCAAGUGAACCAUCAACACGUUUUUCACGACCACAACAACAAGAUGAACCGAUAUCAAGAGUAACAAAUGAAAAUCAACAAACACCAACUGAACAAAAUCGUCCAUAUGGUCGAGAAUUUAAUAAUGAUGAACAACGUAAUCGAAAUGAAGGUUUUUCUAAUGAUGAACCAAGAAGUGGAAAUAAUCGUGGAGGUGGUUUUGCUGAUCGAGGAAAUCGAAAUGGUUUUCAAGGUCGAACUUUCAGUCGAAAUAAUGAUGACAAUGAAAAUGAAAAUGGUGGACAACGUUCAACAAAUUUUGCCAGUCGUGGUGGUGGUGGUGGUAGCAGAUUUGCUGAUCGAGGAGGUCGUACUGGUUUUGAUGAUCGUAAUAAUAAUGAAAAUAAUGGACAACGAUCAGGAGGAUUUGGCAAUCGUGGUGGUUUUGCUGAUCGAGGUGGUUUCACUGAUCGAGGUGGUCGCACUGGAGGCUUUCAAGAUCAUAAUAGUGGAAAUCGAAAUAAUUUUAAUGAUGAUCAAAAUGAUAAUGAUAAUGGACAACGAUCACAAGGAUUUGCUAACCGUGGUGGAUUUAAUAAUAGUGAACGAGGAGGACGAGGCAAUGGAUUUCAAAGUUAUCGUGGUAGAGAUGGUAGUCGAGAUAACGCACCACGAAGAGGUGGAUUUGGUGAUCGUGGUGGAUUUAGUGAACGUGGUGGUUUUAGUGAACGUGGUGGUUUUGGUGAUCGUGGUGGUUUUAGUGAUCGUGGUGGUUUUGGUAACCGCGGUGGUUUUAGUGAACGUGGUGGAUUUAGUGAUCGUGGCGGAUUUAGUGAUCGUGGCGGAUUUAGUGAUCGUGGUGGCCAACGAGGAGGUCGAGGUGGUGAUCGCGGUGGACGAUCUGGUGGUUUUAGAGAUCAGAAUAAUAAUAAUAAUGAUGAUUCAACAAAACCAUUUACUGGUUGGGGCAGUAUUAGAUCCGCUACUAAAUCAUUCGAAUCUGGUGAUCGUUUUAUUGACAAUGAAAUUCCUAAAGAAACAUUUCAAUUUGCUAUCAGUCAUGUCGAAACACCAAAUGAUUUUUUUAUUCAAUCAUAUUCCAAAGCUAAUGAAUUAGAACAAUUAUCCAAAGAUUUACAAUCUGAAUAUAAAGAUGCACCUGAAUUAGAUUCAGAUUCUUUUAAACCAAAUCAAAUUUGUUUAGCAAAACAUUCAGAUAAUUGUUGGUAUCGUGCUAUUAUUCUAUCAGUUAGUUUAAUUAAAACAAAUGUUCGUUUUGUUGAUUUUGGUGAUACACUUGAUAUUAAUAAACAAUCAAUUCGACAGAUAUCAAAAAAAUUUUGUGAAAAACCACUAUAUGCAUAUCAUUGUACAUUACCAAAUGUUGAAGUUAAUGAAAAAUUUAAUAAAGAUGAACUUAUUGAAAAAUGUGCUGAAAAAGUAUUUAAUGGCAAACUUGAAAAAAAUCUUUCUAAUGAUAAAUAUAUUCUUCGAUCAGAUGAUAUUGAAAAUUUAAUGUUAGAAAAUAAUGCUAUUCAAAAAAAAUCAGACAAUAAAAUCAAAGGUCUUAUUGUUUAUAUUGAUUUUGAUAAACAUCAAUUUUAUAUUCAAGAUGAUGAAAAAAUAAUGGAGAUAAUUAAUGAUGGAGUAACAAAUGCUAAUGAUGAAUUAUCUUCUGAUGAAAUUUCUAUUAAUUCAAUGGUUGUAUCAACAUUUGAAGAUGCGCCAUAUCGUGCAUUAAUUCAAGAAGAUUUAGGUGAAAAUGUUCAAGUUUAUUUUGUUGAUUUUGGAAAUACGUAUAUAUGUCCAAAAAAUUCAUUAAAAAAAUGUAAUGAAGAAUUAAAAAAACAUUCAUAUCAAGCUAAACAAUGUGAAUUAUAUAAUAUUUCGGAAAAUGAUUUAGAUAAUGCAUUUAAACAACUUGAAGAAUAUUUAGAAUCGAAUUUAGUUGAAUAUUCUAUUAUUAAUAAAAAUAUGAAUGUAUUUCAUGUUAAAAUUUAUACGAAUGGAGAAUGUUUUAACGAAAAAUUUUCCAAUCAAUCAAUAGUAAAUGAUAAAAAUGAUACAAGUGUUGAUAUGGAUGAUCAAUCAAGUACAACAACAACAGCAACAGUUAAAGAACAAGAAAGAUCAACAAGUACAACAUGUAAAAGAAAUAAUGAUCAAAUUUUAUCACCUGUUGGAAAUUCAUUGACUGUAGCAACAAAUAUCAAACGAAAAAAGAGUGAAUCAGAAACAGAAGCUAAUCCAACAAAAUAUCGCCAAGGAACUUUAACAUAUUUUGAUAAAAUUAAUCCAAUUGUUUAUUUACAAUUAUUACCUGAUUCUGUAUCAACUAUAGAACGAAUAAAUGAACUAAUUGAUAAGGCUGUUCAAGAAAAUAAACAUAAUUCUUCAUACGAAAUCGGUGAUCAUAUUAUUGCUCAAUUUUCUGAUGAUGAAAGUUAUUAUCGGGCUCGUAUUGAAUCUUAUUCAGAUUCAACAAAAACAUAUGCUGUUUACUUUCUUGAUUAUGGAAAUCUUGAUGAAAAUGUACCUGUUGAUCAUUUGUUUUCUUAUCCUGAUGAAUUAAAACAAAUUGAAGCACAAGCUCAUAAAUAUUCUUUAGAAAAUCAAACAUCUCAAACAUGGACAAAAUCUGUUCUGCCAUUAAUUGAAGAAAAACAAAAUGAAACAAUUGAUUUUUAUUUUAUUAAUGAAAAUCAAUCUAUAAUUCGUAUAAAAUUUUCUGAAAAUGAUAAUCAAAUAUAUAAUAAUCAACCAAGAACAUUAAAUGCAAAUAUAUCAGGUACAAAUAAAGAUUGUUUUUAUAUUCAUAUAUUACCUGAUAGUGAUACACUUAUUUGUGAAAUGUGUGAAUUAUUAGAAACAUAUAAAGGUGAACAUCAAACAUCAAAUCAAUGGAAUCUAAAUGAUUUAUGUAUUGUAUUUGAUAAUGAACAAGAAAAAUAUUUUCGUGGAAAAAUUCUUUCAAUUAAUAAUGAGAAUUAUGAUGUACAAUGUAUUGAUUAUGGAAAUAUUCUUGUCAAUAAAACUAAUGAUGAUAUUUAUUUAUUAAAUAAUGACGAAUUAUUAAAACAAUCACCAUUAGCUCAAAAAUGUCGUUUAUAUGGUGUUAAAGAAGAAAAUCAAAAAAAAGCAAUUGAAGAAGUUAUUAAAAAUAUUACUCCAACUGAAAAUGUUACAAUAACAGUUCAAAAUGAUCAAGAUGAUUCGUGUAUGUUAGUAAUGUUAUUUCGAAAUAAUAAUGAAAUUGUCAAUGAUCUCUAUCAAUCAGAUAAUGAUAAUCAAAAAGAAGCAGAUACUGAAAAGAAACAUGAAACAUUACCAAUUUCAUUUGAUUCAGCUAUAGCAGCUGAUGAUUAUAUGUCAAAUGCCGAAACACCAUUUACAGUAAAUGAUCAACAAUUAACAUCACCAAUUGGUGUUCCUCAAGCAAAUAGUACACAACAAUAUUCUGAUACAGCAAAUGCAACUGUAAACAAUUCAUCACCAUCAACAACAUCGAUGACAAUCGAUGGGACAAUUGAUUUUGGUGAAAAUGAUCCAUCAACAACGAAUACAACAAUAAAAGAUGAUACACAAAAUGAAUCUGUAUCAUAA
This is a messenger RNA of Adineta steineri, 5199 nucleotides long. The record is from the annotation of a GenBank genome assembly. NCBI's taxonomy places the organism in Eukaryota, Metazoa, Rotifera, Eurotatoria, Adinetida, Adinetidae.